This is a messenger RNA of Penicillium brasilianum, 1729 nucleotides long. The record is from the annotation of a GenBank genome assembly. NCBI's taxonomy places the organism in Eukaryota, Fungi, Ascomycota, Eurotiomycetes, Eurotiales, Aspergillaceae.
CCUGAAGAGACAGCCAGUCAAUCCCGCCUGCAAUGCAACGUGCAUUCCCCGUCCGCAAAUGCAACACCUUCUGUGCCGACCUGGCCGCCCCGGUCUCCAUCGUAUCCUGUAAGCGAGGAGGGGGCAAUUAAACGCCAUGCGAUACGAAUGCGCGUUCCUCCACUGGCUGCGAGCGGACCACCGACCGAAUGCCCGACCUGCGCAAGGUAUAAGAAUCCUGGUCAUCACCCGACGAUCAACCUCUUUUUUUCCCCUUUUUCUCGCAUCGUGAGAAUUCCCCAGUCUUCGAAAACGAUCGGUAGAACGGACAAUCACCGGAUUUUAACUCCCAAAACCCGUCACCAUGUUCACCAAGAAGAGCCUCCUCGCUUUCGUGAGCUGCCUGGCCAUGGCCGCAGCGGAGACCAGCACCGAGAAGUACCCAACUGCUGCCGAGAUUGCGGCUGCCCAGGCCUCGGUCCUGCCUUACUCGCCCGUCUCCAAUGUCAAGGGUCUGGCCUUUAACCGUUUUGUCGAUGUCUGGAUCGAGAACACUGACUUCUCCACCAGCGCCGGUGACAAGAACUUCGAGGCUCUAGCCAAGGAGGGUAUUCUGUUGACCAACUACUUCGCGGUCACUCACCCGUCCGAGCCCAACUACGCCGCCUCCGCUGCUGGUGACGACUUCGGCAUGGACAACGAUGACUUCCAGCAGAUCCCCGCCAACGUUUCCACCAUUGCCGACCUGUUCGACACCAAGGGCGUUGCCUGGGGCGAGUACCAGGAGGGUCUUCCCUAUGCCGGAUACCAGGGCUUCCGCUACCCCGAAAGCGGCGCGAACGACUACGUCCGCAAGCACAACCCCCUCAUCCUCUUCGACUCCGUCACCAACGACGCCGUCCGUCCUCGCCAGAUCAAGAACUUCACCUCCUUCUACCAGGACCUCGAGCACCACCGUCUGCCUCAGCACCUGUUCAUCACCCCCAACAUGACCAACGACGCCCACGACACCAACAUCACCUUCGCCGGUAACUGGCUCAAGAACUUCAUGGACCCCCUCCUCAAGAACGACUACUUCACCAAGGAUACCCUGAUCCUGGUCACCUUCGACGAGACCGCCUCCUACCUGCAGGAGAACCGCGUCUACUCCAUUCUCCUCGGUGGCGCCAUCCCUAAGCACCUCAAGGGCACCACCGACGACACCUUCUACACCCACUACUCCGUCAUCGCCUCUCUGAGCGCGAACUGGGGUCUCCCCUCCCUGGGCCGUUGGGACUGCGGUGCCAACUUGCUCAAGCUCGUUGCUGAGAAGACCGGCUACGUCAACUGGGAGGUUGACCUGGACACUAUCGCUGAGCACGAUUACUUCAACCAGACUGCCCCCGGUCCCCUGUCUGACAACGACUACUCCAAGUACACCUCCGAGUGGCCCGUCCCUGCUACUAGCGGCAGCUGCUCUGCCGGUCACGGUAUCCUGCACACCGUGAAGAAGACUUGGGCUGGUCUCAAGGCUACCUACAACUACACCAGCCCCGUUCCUUACAGCGCCCCUGCUGGUAUUAACGUUGGUGUCAAGUACACUCGUACUCUGAAGCACGGCAAGAAGGAGAGCGGCAUCACCAACUAAAUGUGCUAUUGGCAUUGAGUGGUGUAGAGUAUUCGGACCUUGAGCGGGUCCUGAUGAUCUCAUGUUAUGUUUUGAUAGAGUGUAUAUAAUAAUUGGCCAUGACGAACAUAUCUGACAUUGGAA